UCCUCCGGUAUAUAAUUUGUAGUGUACGCUUUGUUUGUGUACUUGUUCCUAGUUUAAUAGACAGAUGUUUGUCAGAGGUAUUUAGCGAAUGUACGUCUAAUAAGACCGGAGCUGCUGUUUCUGUUGCGGCUGAACAUGGAGGAGCAGCAGAGUCCGGACACUGCCGGAGGAGCAGCGUCUGUUGAAACCGAGGAGGUGGGAAAGGAGAAGCCGGCAGAUACGGCAGCUCCAGAUGCAGCAGAGGAGGAAGAUGAGGAGGCUCUUCCUCAUUCAGAGAUCCUGGAUAUUUUCGAGGAGGGACUCGCUCGACUCGUGCAGGACCCUUUACUGUGUGACCUGCCAAUUCAGGUGACCCUGGAGGAAGUUAAUUCUCAAAUUGCUCUGGAGUAUGGCCAGGCAAUGACCGUUAGGGUUUUGAAAGCGGAUGGUGAAGUAAUGCCCAUCGUGGUUGUGCAAAACGCUACUGUCCUUGAUCUGAAGAAGGCCAUUCGCAGAUUCAUGGAGCUGAAGCAGCAACGUGAAGGAGGAGUGAAACAUGUCAGCUGGAGAUAUGUGUGGAGGACGUAUCAUUUAGUAUUUCAGGGGGAAAAGCUUGAGGAUGACAAGAUGAGGCUUAAAGACUAUGGGAUCAGGAACAGAGAUGAAGUGACGUUCAUGAAGAGACUGAGAAAGAAAUGAAAUGUCACAAAAAAAACCAAAACAAAACACCAGUUUCUGCGGUGUGUGCUGGUGACACCAGUUGCACUGACUUGAAAUGACUUUGACAGUCAGUCAAGUAUUCAUGAUAAUACAACUUGUUUUAUUUAGUUCCCUUUUAUUGUUUAUUGUUUAUUUUUCUUGAUAUUUUUUGUAUAAUUGUCUGCAAAUAUUAAAAUAAAUGACAGUAUUUUA
This is a messenger RNA of Lates calcarifer (barramundi perch), 891 nucleotides long. It is a transcript of the gene snrnp25, whose product is annotated as small nuclear ribonucleoprotein 25. The record is from RefSeq and is a predicted model, not a curated record. Gene Ontology annotation, molecular function: protein binding. NCBI's taxonomy places the organism in Eukaryota, Metazoa, Chordata, Actinopteri, Centropomidae. Gene Ontology annotation, cellular component: U12-type spliceosomal complex. Gene Ontology annotation, biological process: mRNA splicing, via spliceosome. The coding region runs from base 136 to 678 and encodes 180 amino acids. The transcript has 5 exons.